UCUGACCUGCAGGAGCCCUCCCGCCUUUCGCUGCCCUCCUCGUCUGGAGCCAACAUGGCGACGGCCAAUGACAGGGCAGUGCUGCAGAGCAUCUUCCACCCCAACAACCCUUUUGCCGAACUCUCUGGUGCCGAGUCGGAGAAGGAGGCCGAAGGGGAAGAAGGAGCCUUUGACCCGGAGCUGCUGGGAAGAGCCACGGAGCUGGAGGCUCUGGGAGUCGCCCAGGCGGAGACCGGGGACCUGGAGGAGGCCCUGGUGACCUUUGGCCUAGCCAUCCAACUGCUCCCGGAGCGAGCCUCAGCCUACAACAACCGGGCCCAGGCACUCCGCCUCAAGGGGGAUGUGGCGGGUGCCCUGGAGGACCUGGACACAGCCCUGAGGCUGAGCAAAGGCACCGGAUCCGUGGCCUGCCAGGGCUUCGUGCAGCGGGGGCUGAUCCGGCGCUUGCAAGGCCAGGAGGACGAGGCUCGGGGCGAUUUUGAGCAGGCCGCCCGGCUGGGCAGUGCCUUUGCCCGCCAGCAGUUGGUCCAGAUGAAUCCUUACGCCGCCCUCUGCAACCAGAUGCUGUCUGAGGUCAUGAAGCAGCUCCAGGGCCCGAGCCAGAAGGAGCCUCUGCUGGGGCAGCUGGACUGAGAAGGACUUUGCCCCCCCCCCCCAUGGCCCUGAAUAAAGAGAGGCCUUUGCCAAGA
Sceloporus undulatus (fence lizard) is the source of this 689-nucleotide messenger RNA. It is a transcript of the gene TTC36, whose product is annotated as tetratricopeptide repeat domain 36. Gene Ontology annotation, biological process: cilium assembly. The transcript is spliced from 3 exons. Gene Ontology annotation, molecular function: protein binding. The coding region runs from base 55 to 633 and encodes 192 amino acids. NCBI's taxonomy places the organism in Eukaryota, Metazoa, Chordata, Lepidosauria, Squamata, Phrynosomatidae. The record is from RefSeq and is a predicted model, not a curated record.